AUGUGCGUUUACCAGAACCAGCAUCAGCGAGCCAGCAAAAUUACCUUGAAGACGGGCGGCAGUAGAUACAGUCCGCAGAUAUUCUCCAACUUCACUGUACAGAUUAUCAAUACUAAACUGAUGAUCGAUAUGGUCGUCGUCUCGCCGCUUUCUCAAGGACUAAAGACGCACGUGGACUUUUUAUUCCGCCUUGGCAAGGACAAGCCCUACAAGAGUAUAUUCCAGCACGAUAUAACCAACUGUUCCCGGAUCAGAGGGGCCCAAGAGUCGAUCUAUCGGCGCUGGUUCACAUCAAUGCUGAAGAUGGGCAAUUUUUCCUGGUCGCUGGACGCAGGCCAAGUGCCCUCGUUCUUCCACGAGGGAGACUAUCGCAUCUCUGCAACGUUAUUUUUCGGGAGGCUCACGAAGAACGAUGUGAAACCGAUUCUGGAAUUUUAUGUGGAGGCCGUGCUGAACUAA
This is a messenger RNA of Drosophila subobscura, 459 nucleotides long. RefSeq lists its product as uncharacterized. The record is from RefSeq and is a predicted model, not a curated record. Lineage: Eukaryota; Metazoa; Arthropoda; Insecta; Diptera; Drosophilidae.